GCUAAAGGAAGCACAUUUCAACAGGUUCCUGUAAUGUUAUUGUUGUGACAACGUCUCCUGUCAUUAUUUAUUCAUUCUCUAACCUAUUUUGUAUUCAUUUCAGUGGUGACAGUUCUGUAAACGGGUAUCGUCGUGUGCAGUGUUUAUAUCGGUUAUAAUACAUGUAUUGUUAAGUGAAAAUGCCACCAAAUUUGUACCAAAGUGCAUAAGUUAUCGUGUGUAUUAUGUGUUUUUAAUAUUCUUAUGAGAUUGUCAUGGGUUCCAGAUUAAGGGAGGAUGCAAAACACUUCUUUGAAUGUUUUUGUGAAGUAGUGCCACCAACAAAUGAUAAAAAUGCAUGGAUUAUCCAGCAAUUCCCGGAAAAAUACAAGGACAAUGAGGUCCUAAAGGCAGUUCCAAAUUUUGCAUAUCCUUACAAAUUUGAAAACAAUGUCAUUCAACAUUAUUCUUUUGUCCUAACUGACUUGGAGUCAAAAUGGACAUUUGGAUUUUGUCGACAUGAUCCAAAAUCAGAAACUGCAAUUGUUGUUUUAAGCUACCUGCCAUGGCAUCAAGCUUUUUACAAAUUUUUGGACACCACUGCAGUAUUAAUGCACAGCCCCCGAUCAGAUGAUCUGCAGGAUUUUUUGUCUUCCAUAUAUAAUGCCAGGAUAGCAGAUCCGGGCCGAAAUUUUAUUGUUUCAUUUAAUCGGGGUGAAAGUGUUUUUUCGGUCGAGGUUCCUAGACCAUUCCAGCUUCCAAGUAUACCAGAAAAUAGAAACUUGACGGAAUACUACAAUGCAGUGGACAUCAACAACAUGAUCGUGGUGUUCGCAUCGAUGCUGUUUGAACGGCGGAUAGUGUUUACGUCGAAAAAACUGAAACGUUUAAGUGCGUGCGUGCAAUCCGCGAACGAUAUCAUCUAUCCGAUGAACUGGCAACACAUCUUUAUUCCGGUGUUGCCGAUGACGCUGCAGGACUACCUUUUGGCCCCCAUGCCAUUUUUGAUCGGCGUUCCUGAGGAAGUUUUUCAUAAUGUGCGAAGAAGCGAAAUCGGCGACGUCGUGAUACUGGACGCUGACGCCAACACUGUGGAAAGCCCUUUUGACGACAUCGACAACCUGCCCCAGGAAGUGGUUGGCUCAUUGAAAAAACAGCUGCGCAACAAGUCUGCGCUUUUGGGCGACGGGGUUUCAAGGGCGUUUUUGCGCGCCCUAGUUCAACUGAUCGGCGGUUACAGGGACGCCCUUAGCUUCAAGUUGGGAGAAAAAGUGACCUUCGACGAAGCCAGGUUUAUCGAAACCAGACCGGCCUCCUUACAACCGUUCCUGAGGAAAAUGCUGCAUCUACAAAUUUUCCAACAAUUUAUUGAGGAAAGAUUAGCAAUGUUAAAUAACGGCUUGGGAUUUUCCGACGAAUUUGAGAUGGAGGCGUGCCGUUAUUCGGAAAAAGCUAGUUCCAAAUUGAAACAGCAAUACAAAGACUGGACCUCUUCCAUGAAGAAAGAGGGAACUGCUUUCUUCAAAAGUGUCAAAGAAAAAGCAAAUCCUGCUAUGAAAUCAGCCGUUAAAACGGUUAAGGACGGUGGUAAAGGUAUGAAAAGUGCCUACAAAGGACUGAAAUCAAAACUGAAAGAAAACCAACCGCAACAACCAAAAUCUGCACCUAACUCGCCUACCGGUAAAAGACGGACAGUUCCCGGCUUCUCCCUACCGGGAGCCACCUACCGGAAAGAAAUGCAAUCGUUUAAAACAGCGGGAAUAGAAAGCCGGUACAGUCCGUUGUAUCUGUCGUCGCAGCCCGUAUCUCCGGACACGCGCGACGGUUCCCGAAGCGGCAGCCCGAGCCUCGUGAUACCGCCGAUAGAUCUGAUGAGCGAAAUGAAGGACUACUUUAAGCUGAACACGCCACCUGUCGAUCGAUCUCUAAAACCCGUUCGAAGUUUAGAAAACUUCAAAAGUACCUCCUCCCCCAUAACCAGUCCUGAUCAUUGGAUGUUCCCCGCUAGGUCGGGCGCACCAAUGGCAUCUCCCCCAAACCGUCUAUUUCUCCAAAACCUGAACGCCCAAGAGACCCAGAACCUACUUCAGUCUCCCGACGACGUAUUCCUGUCCCCCCCGUCCGUGCCCCCGCGGGGGGGUCCGCCCCCUAAAGACCUGUUUGGCACGGAGCCUUUCGUUAUCGGUGGCGGGCACGCAGAAAAUGGAGAUCCGCUGUUUUAUGUUGCUAAUCAGCAUUCGGUCGAUAUUGUUAAACUGUCGCCACCCACUUGUUCACCCAGGAGGAAGACCACUCUCAAGUUUAAAAAUAUACAUUUAAAAAUGAAAUCUUCGAAGGUGAGGGUUUUUCUGCAGUCUUGCUGUGUUUUUAAAUUAAAAACCAUAACAUCGUUUUUAUUCUAUGUGCAUGACUAUCAUCGAGUGAACAGACUAAAAUCGCUGUGUAACCAGGAUAUCGAUCAUUUUAUGCAUGCAUGCAUUUUCCAUUAGCCUUGUAAAUAAAAAGAACGAAACUUUUUCGAAAUGUGACAACAAAAUUUGCUUUUCUUGCAGUUGGAAGACGAAACGGAAGACCUAAUUCGCUUAGACUCCUCCUCCUCCGAUAUGGAGCUCUUCGAUCCUCUUUGUUCGCCCUCGAACGCGUCCGAUCGGAACCGUACGGUUCCGAUGUCGCUCUCGAACCCGCUAUACAAUUAUCAGAACGUCAAUUUAAGCAACGGCAAUGUGCCACAUUUUCAGCAACAACAGCAGCAGCAGCAAACGAAUAACGCGAGAGGCGAGUCUAGUCGCAACGAUCAGGAUUUGCUUAAAGAAUACGGUCUGCACUUCAGCACUUUUAACAUUUCCGAUCCGUUCUCGUCGAACGUGAACAAAGUAAAUUCGCAAAGCCAGUGGACUAAAUUCGAGUAAGAAAUAACAAAAGUGAUAAUUAAUUUAAAGGUACUACAGUGAAUUCCAAGUUUUACAUCCUAGUCGUGAACGAUGAUUUGAGAUGGGUUUUUGUUUAAUCCCCUGUAAUUCGUGAUUUUAUAUUUGUAUCAAGUUAAGUAAUUGAAUUGUGGAGAGAAUUCAUGUGCAAAAUUAUUUUAAAGUUUUAUUUAUACACCAAUUUUAAAUAUUUAAUUGUUUUUGAUUGUCCUCUAUUUUUAUUUAUACAUACAUACCUAAAAAAAGAUAGAUAUUAUGGAACUGUUAAAUAGCACAAACUUUAAUAUACAAUUUUAAUUGUUAUACUUUUAGGUAAGAUUAGAAGUACCUAAACUAAAUAAAAAAGUCAGUUCUUUAAUUAAUU
Brassicogethes aeneus is the source of this 3270-nucleotide messenger RNA. NCBI's taxonomy places the organism in Eukaryota, Metazoa, Arthropoda, Insecta, Coleoptera, Nitidulidae. The record is from the annotation of a GenBank genome assembly.